Messenger RNA from Priapulus caudatus, 2414 nucleotides. Its product is annotated as microsomal triglyceride transfer protein large subunit-like. Gene Ontology annotation, cellular component: Golgi apparatus; basolateral plasma membrane; endoplasmic reticulum. The coding region runs from base 171 to 2114 and encodes 647 amino acids. The transcript has 13 exons. Gene Ontology annotation, molecular function: lipid binding. NCBI's taxonomy places the organism in Eukaryota, Metazoa, Priapulida, Priapulimorpha, Priapulimorphida, Priapulidae. Gene Ontology annotation, biological process: lipoprotein metabolic process; lipid transport. The record is from RefSeq and is a predicted model, not a curated record.
CCGAGAGAUCGAACAAGAUAUCGAUGACAGGGGGCAGAGAUUGAAGUGCAAGUGUCAAGUACACGUCAUUCUCUCCAGUCCGUCACACACGUCUGUCUGUCCGCUUACUACGCUGACUGAACCAUCGCUACACGUGGCUGGUUAGAAGUUGAGGUUUCAAAGUUUCCAUAAUGAGGUGGCUAGUGUUCACUUACCUCGUGGGACUAUCCUAUGUGUUUCCGCUGAAAGGGUUAAAGCUGCAGCACACACCGGGGAAGGCGUACACUUACGACUACGAGUCUCUCUCCACUCUCCGUGAGCGGAGGGAGGCAGGACCACCCUCCCCCGGUCAGGCCGGUGUGGGGCCGAAGGUGUCCGCAGAGGUCCUACUGACCGUCGUGUGGGGACAGGAGACAGAACAACUGGUCAAACUCGAGCUGCGGAAGCUGAAGCUGCAGGGAGCGACGACGGAGACCAGCGAGAAGGCGAGGCUGUUCGACGGCGUGUCCGCCUCUGUGUCCGCCCACCACGCUCGCCCCGUCUACUUUGUGUGGCGGAGCGGCCAGGUUAUGCAGCUGUAUUCGUCCGGCCAUGACGGAGUCGUCGCCGAAAACUUAAAAAGAGCUGUCGUCAGUCUACUGCAACUACAGACCCAGUCCGGAGACAGAGAAGAGGUCGACGUCAGCGGAACGUGUAAGGCGAACUAUCAGGUAGAGGAGAAUCUCACCGUGAGAAAGUCGAAGGUCGGCUGCCAGGCUCCCGAUUACCCCGGACAGUUCUCGCACGCUAAGUCGAUCCUCGGCUCGUCGGUCGAGUCGACCUACAGCGCCAUCUAUGAGGUCGGCAAGAAUGGCAUUCUGCAGACGGCGUCCGGCGAGGACGUUCAUGUGUUUGCGCCGAACAUACGGCGGAGUCUUGCAGCCGAGAUUGUCACCAGGCAGCAGUUGAAACUGCGUGGUGUGGUGGACGGCUCGCGGACAGUGGACGCCAGCAGCGUGGAGCAGGCCGCGGCGGGCCUAGCAGACGUGUCGCCGCGGGAGAUGAAGCUGCAGAGCCUGCCGGGGAAGCCAGAGGAGUCGGCAGCGAUCCUGCAGAAGCUGGAGGAUGCGAGGGGGGAGCUUGCCGAGCCGGCCUCCGUCUCCUCCGCGAAGGCGUUCGUCUCCCUCCUCGGCUUCUUCCGCGGACAGAAGGCGACGGAGGAGAGGGUCCUGCAGCUGCUGCGUCAGGAGGAGGAGAAGGCGAGGGAUCCGCAGAGACCUGCUGACUUCGUCGACGUUCUGCCAUUCCUGAUUGACGCCGUCACUGCGGCGCAGACGGACGCCUGCCAGGGGGCGCUGAUGAAGUUUCUGGACUUCGGACGGGAGGACAACAUUGAACUGCCAGAGAAGUACCUGCUGGCUGCGUCAUUCAGUUCCCAACCAUCCCUGGCGCUUCUGUCAGACGUCUGGGUGGGGAUCUUUGCGAAGGGACUGGAGGCGAUCGUCGGCGACGCGGAGGGGGAGGAGGCGGACGAGGUCGCGUCGGCGGGCAUGCAGCUCACCGUGCUCGACACCGUCACGCGGCCCGUCGUCUUCUUCGAGGGCAAAGGUCAACUCAUGUCGGCUAUCUGGUCGGGCGCCGGCAGCACCCCGACGUCCGCGCUGACGGCGAGUGUGAUCAUGCAGGAUCACCAGCAGUACCUACCGCUGUCCAGUGGAUGGAUCGUGGAUCUAGGUCUCACCGGCGCGCUGUCCGUAGAUCUGUCCGGAUCCGUGCAGAUCAGUCUGUGGUACCAGACGUCAAACUCGCUCGUACAAAGCAGCGGAGCGGCCGUCAUCGCUGGGUCGGCGAGAUUCCAGAUUCCGGAGGCGGAGGUCGGAAUGCAGUUUUCCGGGGAGGCUGAGGCGCUGAUCAACUUUGCGUCGGACGUGGACUUCAGCGGGAAGCCACUGAAGCUGUGCAUGAAAAUGGUGCAGCCGGACUUCACGUAUCGCCAACACGCACGCAAGUACGAGAAGGUGCGCGGCAAGAACGGCAGGCAGCGAGGAUUCGGCGUCCGUCUAAGUCGCCACCAGCCCGUCGUCGGCAAGUCCUUCCUGCUGCACCAAAAGAUCUCCGAACUCUGCGCCCAGAUGGAGCUGGAGAAGAGUGGUUAGACUGGCCCCGCAGCACUUCUUCGCUUGGGCCGUACCAGGUGCGUGCCGCCCGUCACCCGUCUAACCCCGCCGACGUUCGCUUGCCUGGGAUUUGUGUUUUUUCGGAGUGAUGCGAGUUAACAGGUGCGGUGGCGUGCGCGCUCGCGAGGUGGGGCUGGCAUUAGCUGAUGUGGGAUUCCGUCUUUAUUUUUUGUAUCUCCUUUAAUUGUCUUCUCUUCCUGCAUGUACGCGUUAAGGGGGGCUUAUGUCGGGCUUGCGAGCCGACUCGACUGGAAGCAACUGGCGCUCAUAGGGUCUAUG